Messenger RNA from Sphaeroforma arctica JP610, 326 nucleotides. RefSeq lists its product as hypothetical. Bases 1 to 240 code for a protein of 79 amino acids. NCBI's taxonomy places the organism in Eukaryota, Ichthyosporea, Ichthyophonida. The record is from RefSeq and is a predicted model, not a curated record. The transcript has 2 exons.
AUGCAUCGGUUGAUCACUGGCAGGACUGACGACGCAGGACGUGGCAAAGACAUAAAGCGAUCGGACAGUAAAAGCUAUCUGAAGGGUGGCAAGAAGCGAAAGGCUUCUGAAAGAAAAGAGGCUCAGCAAGCCGCAGACGCCACGCUCAAACGCGAAGCGCCGCCAAACAACAAGAAGAAGCGGAAGACCUCGAGUGCGAAACUACCGACGGCUGACAGUCAAGCUUCUGCCCAUGAAUAGAUAAGAAAUAUAUUAGUGGAGCCUGUGCUGGAUAAUUGCGCUCCCGUUUAAUAAAUAAGUUCGACUUAUGUACUAUCGUCACAUAU